AAUUGGUUUCUUCUUCAGAGGAUGAUACCGAUCCAUCUUCCUCAAUUGCUCCUUCUAUCUCGCGGGGUUCUUCAUGUCCUCGAUGCAUGAUUUUCAAUAACAAAAUCAAGUGGCUUUGUUCGCGUAUUGAAAAGUAUGAAGAAAGCAUGCAAGCUCGUAUUAAUAAAUUGGAACGGCUUCUUGCAUUGGCUUUGAAUGGGCAGAAUGACGACAAUAGUGGAUUUGGUGUUUCUUCAUCUUAUCCUUCGAUGGUAUCUUCCGUGCCGUAA
Paraglomus brasilianum is the source of this 269-nucleotide messenger RNA. Lineage: Eukaryota; Fungi; Glomeromycota; Glomeromycetes; Paraglomerales; Paraglomeraceae. The record is from the annotation of a GenBank genome assembly.